Peronospora farinosa is the source of this 8376-nucleotide messenger RNA. The record is from the annotation of a GenBank genome assembly. NCBI's taxonomy places the organism in Eukaryota, Oomycota, Peronosporomycetes, Peronosporales, Peronosporaceae.
AUGGAUCGAGCUUGGAGCUGGACGCGCAUUGAUGGCCGCAAUGUAUUGGCCAUGCCCACACAGACAGAGAUCCGACUAUACGACAGUGACGACUUUAUCCUCUUAUCCCGCCUCGCACCUUCAGGACAUCGGUCGCCCGUGUGUUUUGUCCGCUGGAGCGCUUUCCACGGCAAAUUAGCGUCCCUCUCGGCCGAGCAGAUCCUUAUCCAUGCGCCGCAGCGGGAUCUACAGCAGCGUAGCAACGUGCAGUUUGUACCUAUCUGCUGCUAUCGGUUGGAUGUGGUUCACACGAACAUUCGUGGGCUCUCGUUUUCACGUAGCGCCAAGGAAUUGCUCUUCUGUGGACGAGAUGCGGGGCUAGGGAAGCUGGAUGUAAGGGCUCAAGGCUCGUGCAAUGAUCAAGAUCUUGUACUAUGGGAACAGGUGCAAGAAGGCUGUGAUGUUGCGAAAUACUCGCCCAGUGCCUUUGUGUUCGCGACAUUGAGGAUAAAAGAAAUGCACGUGAAGGUCUGGAGGAUGAGGAGAAGACUUGGAGAUGCAGAUGAAAACCAGACACUGGAUCGAGUCGAGUCACUGGGACAUACAGAGCCAGUGGUGUAUUUCUCGUGGAGACCGUCCACGACGCAGUGGCAUUCGGCUCUAGAGUCCGACGGGACGAGAAAAGCUCAAUGGUUUGAGCCAAGAAGGAUCCUCUUGACGUGCACAGUAACUAGGAAGGUCAGAAUAUGGACUGAGAGUGUGGAUGUGUGUUUUGAACCUGUGCUGAUGAUUGAACCGACGUAUUUGAGUAAUAAUGUACGCUGGGUCAUAUCCAAGAACAGAAAUAUCAGUGAUGAGAAUUUCCAGGUAAAUGACCCGCAAACCGACCAUGUAGAUUGGAUAUCUGGUGUGGAUCAUAAGGGAGUGUUGAGAUUGUGGAAAUUGGUCGGGGUAAUGUCGAAUUCACCGACAGUAGAGGAAACAUCGCUUCAGAUUAAAGUUAAUGGGCAAGAUGACCGACAUGAUGUGAAUUUAAACGUGAGGCUGGGGGAGGUGUGUGUCAUGGCCUACUUUUCACAAAAUUACUUUGGGAUGCCGUCUAAGCUUGACAUUGUCCUUCAGCGCGUGGACCAUAUUAUGAUGUCUUUUCACGUCAGAGUAGGCGAGGGGAAACGGCCAUCGCAGAUUUUGAAAAAGUCAUGGUAUAGAAGUCACCUUGGUUCGAUUUCAGCAUUGUCCGCACAUCCAUCGUUACCGCUGAUUGCUAGCGUUGAUUCGCAUUCGUUUGAACGCGAUAGCACCGCGAGAAAUGACAUUCUUGUGUACUGGAUCUCAUUUUCCGCAUUUUCUGUCGAAUCACGGCUUAUUCCGUCGGGUGUGCUGCCCUGCGAAAAGAGUAGCGGAAAGGUAUUGUGUAUUCAGUGGGUGCCAACGCUACACUUCGAUGCUACUCCUCUACUUCUCGUUGCUUUUGAGUCAGGAGUAAUCGAUGUGUACGGGCGGUCUGCGCGAGCCGACGUUGCAGUUGUGUCUUCUCCAAGGGUGCAAUUGCCUCGGCAACAGGGAAUGCUUGCUCGCUCUCCGAGUUUGUCUCCGUGGACAUUUUAUGAUUACGUGACAGACGAGUCGGGUUUUGAAUACGAGGUGGCAUGUAAAAAGCCAACUAAGUCAGAGCUUGACAUUCAGUUUGAGGAGAGAAAGGGAAAGCUGCUUGUUUUACGAAAUCGCUCUAGCAACAAGUAUCUCCGUGAAGUGAUCGAAGGAGAUGAGCUUGUGGGCAUUAACAACAAGAGUGUUGUGGGGAAGGAAGUGAAGGAUAUCUUGGAGCUGAUAGACCUGUUGUCGCCGGAUGAUUCACUGCUUAUGCGUUUUCGAGCGUCAUGCGUGCAAAAUAACGAGGGAACAAUGGGACCAUUAGCGUAUGAGACCAUUCCUCAAUCUACAACGUGUGCUCCUUUUAAAUUGACGUCCAAAAGCAGCGGUGAUCUGUAUGCGUCAAAGCACACGGUUGAAGACUAUGCAUCUGAUCUUCGACGAAAUUUUUGUUCAUCGAUGGAGAACCCGCAAAACAACGUAGUUGAUGCAGGAGCGGUGUCAAUGUAUGGUGGCUGGAGACAAAUUCUUCAUGUGAAAGCAGUAUCCAAACUGUCACUACUUUGUAUUUGUCCAUCUUAUGCGGACGAUGGUGAAUAUAUGCCUGAUUCCGUGUUGAUAUUUGGCAUAGUAUCAUUACCCGGGAAGCUUUGCGUGUGGAAAGGUGUACGUGAUGGCGCAUAUCGGUCGUUUAAUUUGGUUCCUUUACAAAUUCAAGAGCAAGUAAUCGAGAGAAAAACGAACAUCACGUCGAUCGCCAGUGAAAGAGACUACCGUCAGCGAGCAUUUUCGGGCAAGAGAACUCAAAGGCACAACAGUUUGAACUCGUUGCUUUUUAUCGGCGAUGCAGCUGGAAAUGUUGAACACUGGCGAUGCCAGGUCGUUGCCAACAGUGUUCACUUCACCAUGAUGAGUUCCAAUCCUGUUUGCGUAUAUAAUUCUACGCCGUCAGCGAAGGGGCACUAUUUGCGCGGGUCAUUUUGUCGACGUGGGUAUGUUUCUGCCGAUCAAGUGGAGAAUUCAAGACAAAGCGGAGAUGCAGACACGGGUGUAGCUGGCAGUAUUAGUCACAUUGAAGUGGAUGAUCCAAAUCGCCUGGCUGUGCUGCAUGCAGAUCGACCCGAUGUACUUUAUGUAUUUGAGGCAGAGUCUGGACUCGGAAUUCUGCGCCCGGAAGAAUCUAUUUCGUCAAAUGGUCGAGGGAACAUUUUGGGUUUCAGCUGGUGUAAUUCGCAUGUCGAGUUCAAUGUCGAUGCACUUGCAGUUAGAUACGAGUCCGCAACAGUUAUUUAUCAGUAUGAUACGACCCUACAUUGCUGGUCGCAAAUCGGGAAUGACAUCGUGAGCCCACUUCCUCUGUUUGAUUGUACACGAGAUUCGUCUGCUUUGCUGAUUGGAGGUGGCCGUCUAAUGGACUCGCGACCAAAUCAAUCUUCAUCUCAACCAGUUUCAAAUGAAAUGCCUGUGGUAAUGGGCAAGUGGGAUGAGCCAGGAAGCCUUCUACAGCAAGCUAUGGAUUGGAAAGCAGUUGAGUCUCCGCAAAAGCUACCUGUGUGGCAUCCAUAUGUGCUUCUUACAACAAUGUUCGGCAUGUAUGCUCGCGUUGGAAAGAAAGACACUUUACUUGCGAGAGACAGUGCAACUUGCGAGUUUUCCAGAUCCUUCAAAGAUGCUACCCAAAUGCUGAAGCUGCUUGCGAAAGUAGUUGAGGAUGAGCAUUCUGCUCGAGCUAGCGCCACCAGUGGGGUUCUGUCUUACGCUGGCUCCGUGCGAGCUCAAGGAGCAGCGACCAAACACGACGAAUUGGGCCGUGCUCGCAUGGUAAAGUCUAUUGGCCGAUACUCGACAUCCAUCCAUCGAAGUGAUAAAAUUGAUAGAGCUGAAAAUCUGUUUGCAGAUCCCGCGAGUAGAGGCCUUCAAUGUAGACAGAAGUUUGAUGAAGCGGAAUUUUGUCCUGACGAGGAUGACCAUCGUACUUUAGGAUCUGGUGAAGCAGCAGCGAUUCUGGCAGCAGUUGAUUCUAUUCUUCUCGGCAGAGCACACCCAUUGCAAGCGAACGCACUCAUGCUGUUUGCUUCGUUUAGCGAAGAGCACCUUUUAGAGAUGAAAGCGCUCUUAAGCUUUGUAGAUGCCAUUCAGUCACUGGGUUUUGAUUUGGACGCUUCAGCUGCAGACCUGGGAGCGAAGCGCUUCUUCUCGAUGCAUUUAUUUGCAAAGUCGCUGAAAAGCGUAGUGCUUGGUCACAUUAAUGGCAGCACAAGUAACCUACAACAUGGUGAUUGUAGUCCAUUAUCUUUCAAAGUAAAAUGGGGAAGUUCGUACAGCGAGCGCGAAAGUUGUUUAUGUCUACCAAGCUUGGAAGAGACGCCUUCGUCAGGUCUACUAUGGGCUUUACACUCGGAUGCACAACAGUUUUUGUGGGAGCAUUGCAUCGAACCUCGUAUGCAAUGGGACGACAUCCGUCCUCUGUGGCUGGGGCUUUGGGUCAAGGAUGUCAAAGACCUGCGAGGAAUUGUGGAAAGAGUUGCAAAAGUUUCCUACACGCGAACUAAAGAUGCUAUGGAUGUGUGUUUGCUGUAUGUGGCAUUGGGAAAGAAAAAAGUGCUCAGUGCAUUGGCAAAGAUGACUCAGUCGGAAUCAAACAAGACUCUAGCCCAAUUCUUAGACAAUGAUUUCUCUGAAAAACGCUGGACCGAUGCUGCAAUAAAGAACGCGUAUUCGCUGCUCAGCAAAAAAAAGUAUGAACUGGCAGCUUCAUUUUUUCUCUUGUGUGAGCCGCCACGGGUUCAAGAUGCAAUUCGUGUUCUGUCGGUUCGUCUAGAAGAUCCAAGUUUGGCAAUUGUUAUUUCGAGGCUUGCGGAAUACCAAGUAGACGACAAGCUUCAAGACGCAUUCACAUCGAGUCAAGCUGGAAUAACACCAGCUGGGUCCAUAACGAAGCAAUUGCUGGAGCAUGAUGUAAUUCCUCUUUUUCGUCGGAAGCGUGAAGUGUGGUUGGAGAGUUGUGCACUGUGGUGGCUAGAAGAUUUUGAACAAGCAUGUGCUAUCCUGCUUCCUCACUUUCAAGACGUGGACGUUUGUGGGGAUAACAAAUCGACGCCACUGGCAAAAAACAACCUCGUUUCCAGCGUGAUGCAAGCGACGCACUUUUACAUCAAUCUUACGUCUUUUCCUGUCUACUUUCAGCACCUGCAUUCAAGUGUUAAUUCCUCCUUGGUGAGCUGGGCCAGAACAAAAUUGCACCAACGAGUGUAUCCUGACACCCCGGUGUCACGAGGACCGAUCUCUUUGAAAAGGAGGCGUCUACAGCUUGCUUCGACCGCAGAUAUUGAGCAUGCCUUUUCGUUCGCGGCCUACGUGUGCAAACGAAGUGGUCUGAGUGAUACAGCACUUGUGGAUAUGCUUCAAGCGCGACAUCUGAUAAAUCUUCACGCGCGUUUUGAAAUUUUAGCAGUCGAAGCUAGCAGUGACGCGCUUGGUGAUGCACAAGACAAAGAUUUGUUCAGGCAGCCAGAGAAUAGUUCAACUUCUCCUCGUUUUCAGUCAUCACCAACAAGCUGGAAUCGGGUAAAUAUGCUGUCGUGCGUUACUUCUCCGACUGCAAAUCGAUCCCCAAGAAAAAAAGGUUGGAGCACAUCGUGGAGGCGAAUGAGCUUUAUAGAUGAGGUAUGCCUUCCACACAUGGAUCCACAGGUGAAAGAAAAGAAGUCGAUUCAUCAUCGCUCGCGAGCGAGCUCGUUUUCGUGGUCAAGACCGCUGCAAUUUGAAAAGUCCAUUCCGACAGCGCCGUGGCUAAAGGCACAGAUUGCUGAUAUUGAGUGUAGGCGGUGGUCAUCAUCUGCAUUUGUGGGUAAGAUGAUUGGUAUUCGAGUGGCACGCGAGAUGAUCAGCCAUUUCCGUGCGGAGCUGGAUUUGUGGUUUCGGCAUGGUGAUGACAACACUUCUCCCAGCCAUGCUGUGAUCAUGACAACAACUUCAGGACAACGACAUCACCAUCGAGUUAAGCUCCAUAGGGAGUUUCUGGAUGAGUUGUGCACCCCGCUUUGUGAGCAGUUCCAAGUGGACCGUAACUAUGUCUACGAAGCUGCGCUGGCAGUGAUGCAUCCACACGCUUACCUGCACAUAGUCGAAGUCUGUUUCAUCUUGUCAGAGCUGGAAAGGGUACCGACAUUGCACAGAUGGGUUGAGUACGUGUCAUCAUCGAUGCUACACUCUUGCUCUACAUUCGCCUCAUGUAUCAUCGCUGAGGACGUGUAUCGUGACUGGGAAAGCCUCACUAUUCAGCUGUGUUACAUUCUUAAUCUCGACGCCCAGGGACAAAUUUCUAUGCCGCUUCAAGUGAUUGCAUGUAUCAGUGUUGCAGUGCGUACAGGGAUCAUUUUUUUGGGCUGGGCACGGAAACGGUCCGACAUUGUUCGCCAAGCUGUCAUCAUGCCGUUUUAUACAUACGGCACCACCAAUGGUGCGUCUACUGGUGGUGAUUCAAGCCCUUCCUUGAGCUUGUUUGCCUUCGAAAAAAAUUUACGGUUGCUGUGCAGGAUGUUGGAAAACCCAGCUGUGAGUGGGCGGGAAACACGCACAACUCAAAUAUUUGUAGGAAAUCUAGGAUACACUUUCCUGGGCGCUGUUGCGGCACGCCAAGCAUGUGACGAUGACAUAUCACUUCUGUCGUGGGGUGGCGUCGACACAUCAGCGAGCCAGAACCAAUACAAGAGUCGCAAGAUGUACACGCUCAUUUUAAUGGUGUCUGUACUUCGCACGCUGUAUGCGCGAGCCAGUGUGUUUCUCAGCACGUACGAAAAAUUUGAUGGAGACGAUGAAAAGGGCAUUAGACCAACAGACAUCGCAAGCUCGCUGUUUGUUCCUCAGAAACUAUGGAAAUCAUGGGGCAAAGAUCCCUUAGAUGGACUUAAGCGGUGGUAUGCGCUCAUCGAGUCCCACUUGAGAUGCGAGUUUGAUUACUCAGUGAAAGAAGUUCCGUGUCUGUGCGGUCUUUACGGCCUCGAUAGCACAGCGUUUGAAGAAGCUACAGAUAGGAAAUGUAAUCAGCUGAAUUGCCAAGGCGAUCGCAAUGAUACUGGUAAAGAGUUUACGAAUAGUAAUGCUAAGGAUGACAACUCAGUUGAUACUGAGUGCGAUACGAACAUGCAUGAUACAGCUCCGGCUAAGUUUGUGGCCGAAGAAACGGCUGGUGAUGACGGUUUAAGUAGUUUGGAGGGUUUUCUUUUACAGAUCGGGAUGGGUCUCGAGCUUCAUUCGGUACUGGUGAACGCGAGUGACGAUUACGUUCUAUUGCUAAUGCAGAAUGCAGAUUUCGGCGUGCACAUAACCUUACGACGCUUUCGCUUGGACCCUCGGGUGUACGUUAAAAGCUUUGUGCUGCGAGAUGCCUUCAGUUGGUUUGCUCGCCACCAGAUCUUCAGCUGCAACACCGAAGCUGAUACCAAUGCACAAGCUCACGCAUUCCUGAGUCGUUGUUGCAAGCAGCGUAAACUGCGAUUGUUAGUGGCUCAUCGCGGUGAAGACACUCAGAUGUUUCCGUUAAAUCGUAAUCACUUUCAUCCGCACCGAAAAAGCGCUGCUGAUUCCAGUACGAGCUCGAGCCAGCUACCUCUGUCCCGAUCAAGGUUGCCAAGCGCAGCCGGAUCAUUUGCAAGCGAUGUGCCCUCGUCACGGUCGCGAUUUUUCAGUGGUGCCUUUGCAUCGGAGGGUAGCGACUCAGACAGUUUGCCAAAGGACCUGUACCUGCAGUCAAUGAUGUUUGUGGAUCCUUGGGAAGUGGAGGCGGAGCAUAACGUGCGUCGAUACAUGCAUAAUGGAUAUUCUCCACUGCAUGUGGAGCUUGGGUGCGAUCGCUUAAGCCCAAUUUGCUUGGAAACCUGCGAUGGGAUUAUCAACUCGGUUUUUGAAGACCCUGAUCUGGUGACAUUAUGGAAAACCACAGGCGGGGAAGGCUGGCUAGUUACGGCCAUUACCCAAUACCACCUGGACGGUCUUCACUCGCAUCGUACACUUCACCAGCAUAUCAAGCGUGGUCUCGCGGAGCAGGAGGAACCAAUAAUUCCGUUUCUUGUUGAGAUCUACUCGCGUAGCCAGCGAAAUGCGAUGUUUGAGGAAGCGGGCUUACCCCAUCGUUUUGUUGGAGUUAUUACUGUGGAAUUGAUAGAAGCAAAGGAUUUGAUUCCAUGCAGCUGGGUGGGUAAGUGGAGUGAUGCGUACGUGUUUUUAGAGUUAUCUCACUCUAAGGAUAAACUUUGCGAGACGGCAGAAGAGUGGAGCCUGCAAACUUAUCGAAGCACGGUUGGCAAAGGUGGCGUCAAUCCUCGAUGGAGCACAGCGGAUAAUAAAUUCGUGUUUCGCUUUGCCAUCCCUACCCAUCGCAAGCAUACAGCCAGUCUGAUGAGAGGUGUUCAUUUUGCCAACGGAGGCGAUAAUGUACACGGUGCUGAUUUGAACGCCAGUCGCGUGGCUACGCAAGUGUGGAAUGCUGAUAUUAAUGACUGGAAUCGCGAUGCAGUAAAUGCCCUGGAAAAAUUGCUCCCAUCGGUGUUUUCAGGUCCACCGACAAUGCUGAGGUGUACCGUGUACCAAAAGAACAAGGUUUUGAGCCACGAGUUCAUGGGGAGAGCGAAGGUUCCUCUGGACGAAUUAACCUCCGACAACCAGAUGGACUGCUGGUUGCCGCUUAAGCAUACAGCGAGCGGCUCUUUGCAUGUAAAGGUGUCGCUGUCGUACCAGCUUAUGUGUUCGAACAUGCCUGAUCAAUCACAACGACGGCAAGGACCAUUAUCAAAAGAUGUGUAG